Scomber japonicus (chub mackerel) is the source of this 4611-nucleotide messenger RNA. RefSeq names its product immunoglobulin superfamily, member 8 (gene igsf8). The transcript is spliced from 8 exons. The record is from RefSeq and is a predicted model, not a curated record. NCBI's taxonomy places the organism in Eukaryota, Metazoa, Chordata, Actinopteri, Scombriformes, Scombridae. The coding region runs from base 240 to 2150 and encodes 636 amino acids.
GUGAUGCCAAACCCUCCUCGGUUGCAUUGCACGGCAUGUCUGUGUGACUAGGCGGUAUAAUCUAAAACCAAACCCGGCUAUAAUGGAGCGCUCGAUUUGUUGACGGAGAUGCGACGGUGCAUGAAGAAAAGACAGUUGGUCUCCGCAGCUUGGUGAACUAUGAUCGGCAUUAAACGACAAGAGGAACACGGAGAAGGAAAUCUGAGUGAACAUAAUCCGUCUGGACAGCGAGGGGGGAGAUGAGGCUCAUGAUGGCUUCAAUGAGAGCAGCAUUAUUCGUUUUUCUGCACUGCUUGCUCCAGUAUGCUGUGUGUCGUGAUGUAGGCCUUCCCUCUGGACCCCUGUACCGUGUAGCAGGGUUCUCCCUCUCCCUGCCCUGUUCUGUGUCAGGAUAUGAAGGCCCACGCACACAGGACUUUGAGUGGUACCUGUACAGGGAUGAUGCUGGUGGCCGGCAGAUGGGAGUGGUGUCCACAAGGGAUAAAGGUUUCCCCUACGCCCCGUUCCAGACCCGGGUGAAGAACGGGGAGGUGAGUGUGGACAGAGACUCUGGGGACAAUGUCCGGCUUGUGAUCCAGAGGCUCCGGGCUGAGGACCAGGGGAAGUACGAAUGCUACACUCCCAGCACGGACAACACCUACCAGGGCAACUACAGCGCUACGGUGACUGUCAAAGUGAUCCCCGACACACUCCAAAUCAGCUACACCCGCACACUCACUAGCCAGCCCGUGCCAGAGGGGGCCCAAGUAGUGCUGACAUGCUCGGCCGGCAUCCGGUCGGAGCAGCUCACUCACCUGUCCAUCAUGUUUGGGAAGCGCGGUGGUGGAGAUGGAUCAGGAGGCGAGGCCGGAGGGGAGGUCAGCACAGUCAGAGAGAUUAUCUCCAUCGACAACAUGCUGGGGGUCGUCCCCGGACGUUCUUACAAGAAGCGGUACGAUAAUGGAGACAUCACGCUGGAGAAGAGGAACGGGGAGGGUGGACUGGGCACGUACGUGAUGAAGAUGACAGGGGUGCAGCCAGAUGACUCGGGCGCAUAUUUCUGUGAGGCGUCGCAGUGGAUUCGGGACCCUGAUCGAUCAUGGCAGAAGAUUGCACAGAGGACGCUGGAUAUCGGGAACUUGACCGUUCAACAACUAGCGGAGUCUAUGAAAGUGACAUCCUCGCCCAAAGGAGAGGUGACACUGCAAAUCGGUUCCCCUCUCAUCCUGACCUGUGAGGUGUUGGGGCUGCCGUCUGACGUAAACUCAGGCCUGCUGGUUUACUGGAUGAAGAGGGGCUCUGUAAGCAACGAGGAAGUUGGGGCCGGGGGAGUCGAGGUGGAGGUGGCCCGCAUGAGCACAGGCGGUGUAGUGAGUUGGGGGGACGACCAAAGCCGAUCCAGUGGCGGCUCGAUGGAGAAAGUGUCAGACGGGAGGUACUCUCUGAAGCUGUUCUCAGCCCGCCCCUCUGACUCUGGGGUGUAUCGGUGUGUGGUGAGUGUGUACGCUGGAAAGAGAGACCCUGGUCCCUCUACUCCUGCCACACUCACCCUGAGGUCUGAAGGAGUCACCGUCAACCUGAAGACCAAAGAUGUGUUAGUUUCUGCUGUGGCUCAGCUCCCUCGAGGCCCGCUGUUAAAAAGAGGCAGCACCAUCACCCUGAUCUGCAACGCCACCGUGAAGACCACAGGUCCUGCCCAGGCACAGGUGCAGUGGCUGCGAUGGCCAAUCCCUGAACCACUUAUCAAGAGGCAACGGAGCCCAGCAGUUUCUCCCCCAGACCCCCCAGUUGAAGAAACACCCAGACUGGUAGCUGCUCUCAUGUAUGACGGUGUUGUAAAGAUCUACACCAACAGUAGCGAGGUUAGCGUCGACCGCUUGUCAGCUGUCAGCUACAGACUGCGGGUCCACACAGCCACCACGGAGGAUCAGGGCAUGUACGCGUGUCAUGCUGAGGCAUGGGGUCAGGACCCACAUGGAGGCUGGUACAACACGGGGGUCAGAGCAGAGUCAAAUGCAGUGACGGUUUACCUGUACGCCCGAGCUGCUGACCUCCUCCUCAUCCCUUUGGUUAUUGGAGUGUCCUCCGCCUUGUUCGUGGGCAUCCUCAUCAUCGCAACUGUAACCUGUUGCUUCAUGAAGCGCCUGGCGAGACGGCGUGGUCAAAAAUAAGGGCAAACGUUAGGUUGGAUCAGUCAGAGGGACAAACUCUCAAGUGCGGUUAGGGUUGAGGUCAAAGGUUAAGGUUAGGGUUACGCAUACAAUAAAGAAACAUGUACAAAUCUUGUAAUUGUCUCUCUGGCUUUUCCAAUCUAGCAUGAGCCCAAAAAUAAGUGUUCACUAUUACUGCCUGAAAUGUCCACAGAGGCAGAAAGAGGAGAUGCACUAAACACAAUGACUGAAAAGGUCAAGAAAUGACUUCAAAACAAAAUGAAGUGAAAAAUAAUGUCACCUUGUUAGCUGGUUUUCUGUGUUCUGACCUACUUGUUUAACAGUCAAUGCCAAAAGAUUCUGUUUUAUAUUCUCCUAUAUUUUUAUAUCCAAAUCUUCUCUGAAAACAACAUAUUUUAGUGCCCUAAAUUUCUGAAGCCAACACAUAGUGACUCCUCUCCACUUAAGUGGGCAGGGACAUCGCUCCAGUUUCUGGGAGUCCCCUCCCACACCAACCCUCUUUUUAAUCAUUCCUUUCUUAUAGCUUAUCACUCUGUUUCAACUAGAAAUUGGUCAAAUUAGAGGAGCUAGACAUACAAUUUCAUCUUGAAUAGAUGCGUUUUACGACAAGGUCAAAAGUAAAACAGGUACUGUAAAGUUUACAGAGAUACUGCUACAGUAAAAUGGUACUAAACACCAUUCAGCCUCAGUUUGUAUAUUGCUGGUACUGCAGAUCAUCCUAACAAAGAAAAAUUUUUUUUUUCACUAACUGUUGAUACUGUUCCAGAUGUUCCUUCUCCAAAUGGCAUGUUUUGUUUUUUGGUCACAAUUAAAUGUACAUGCAUGGUUAAGCCUCUAGCACUGCCACUGAUGGUCACAUGAAUGCUGAUGUGAAACUUAAUACGAGCAGGGAUCUUCCACUGCCUGCUGUCCAGCACUCCUCUGCAUAUAAACAAAGCAUCUGUCUGUUGCUUAAUAAGGAAGGCGCUGGCUGAGGACAUUCUGAUGCCAAGACCAAUUGACGACUACCGAUUCUAAACACAAGCAUUCCUUGCCUGUGAUGCUUCACGCUGUCAUGAGUUUUCUAUACAGACUUAUGUAGAUGGACAAAGAGAAAUGGAGGAAAUAUCCAUUAUGCACUGAGCUAAAAUAUGUUAAUACUCUAUGGAGUGAAGCUGUUUUAUUUUUCUUAAUGCAAGUAAGACUUUGUUCUAAUGAUGUGUUUGUCUUUAGCGAGGCACCUGUGUUUAACAUUCUGCAGCCGUCUGCUCUGUUCUUUUUAAAGCAGUUAGACAAAAUGGGACUGGGACCAAAGCCCCUCAGUAUCCUUCUUUUACUUGAUUUUCUUCCAGCUGAAAAAGUGACUUUGCUGUACUUGAGGGACAUUUGAGUUUUGUGUUUUAUUUAAUGUUUCCUUUGCUCUUGUCAAGUGACUGAGAUAGAAAAUCAGUACUGUGAAAAAGAUUUCCCUGUUUGUUACACUGAAUAACAGAAAAAAAGUUGUUCCACGCUUUGUCCCUGAGAUGAAGAUUUCCUAAGCUGUGCAGUCAUAUGACUAAAUUGUUUAGUGAGGUCUCACUGUCGUCGUCAUCGUAGUUGUCAUGUGGUUAAAAGCCACGCAUUCAUUCUGCCAAGACGGCUGCUAGCCCAAGGAAAUCUGUCGGACAGAUUUGCUGUGGCUGUGCACUUAAAUGGGUGAAAUCCAUCCUCCUCUUCCUGUUACUUUGGAAAAGUUAAGAUACAUGUUCGUGGAAAGGAGGAGGAAAGUAAAAAUGUGUUCCUAUCCAGCUAGUUGCAGGUCAUCUUUCCAGCUUUUCUUAAAUUGUUUGCACUGAACCAUACUUCAGCCUCAGUCCCUGCUGUCAGUCUUUCUCCUGGUUGAUUUUCAACACGAGAGUCCUCCUAAAUCUGUCUGUCCUCUAUAAACCCUGAUUAUAAAUGUCGUUCAUGAACAUUAGGGAAUAAAAUCACAGCUCUGCUUGCUUCCUGAGCCACUUUGUUCCAGAUCAACUCCUCAAAGCUGAUUUGUUCCCCCAAGUACCCACCCACCACACGAUAACACACACAAAUCACACAGAUGCACGCACAGCGCUGCCUGGCAUUUCAGAUGGAAGUAAGUGAGUAUCUGUGUGUUCAUCUCUAAUCCCAGUUUAUGGCUGCACUGUGUUCUGCUGCUGCCCUUCCCCCUCCUCCCUCAGUGGCCUACAGAGUCGGCAUGGUUCGCUUUCUAUUCAUUUCAAUCUCUCUUCCCUGAGAAUUAACAGCCAGCUGUAAAAAUUGUAGCACGUAACCUGUAAAGUUUGAAAACUGCUGUUUAAGUUGUGCUCUCGUAUUAAACCCCUUUAUGAAGGUGUUAUGUUUUUGUUUGGAUUGUUUACUCAUGCUUUAAUACCACUGUUCCUGAAUGCAUCUUGCUGCCAUUGAAAUAUACAAAGGCGGGUUAUUACUCAGUUUGUUUCUUAUGGUGCUUUUGGCAAACCUG